Pyricularia oryzae 70-15 is the source of this 358-nucleotide messenger RNA. RefSeq lists its product as uncharacterized. The coding region runs from base 104 to 358 and encodes 84 amino acids. The record is from RefSeq and is a predicted model, not a curated record. The transcript has 3 exons. Lineage: Eukaryota; Fungi; Ascomycota; Sordariomycetes; Magnaporthales; Pyriculariaceae.
AUCUGAAUUGCCCCUGAACAUACUGUCAACACAAUUAUAUCCCGUGAAGCAUCCAGUCCGAUCACCCGCGCCCACCUAUACCCAAAUCACACAUACACGCAACAUGGAUUCAUCCGCAGCAAACGCAACGCGGGAGCGCAGCAACUCGACCUCUUCCUCUUCUUCGGCAGGAAACUCGCCCAUCUCGCCCAAGCCUCGCCGUAACUCGGCUGGACUCUUCGCAUCACUCGAACAGACCAAACGUCCCACCGAUCCCGCCUCCAUCGCCAGACGCCAGAGCCUCCACGAGCAACGUCCGACGCCAGGCCUGUUUGGCAAGAUGUGGAAUACCUGGGUACGCGGCGUUCCACCAUCAUAG